Mauremys reevesii (Reeves's turtle) is the source of this 6016-nucleotide messenger RNA. RefSeq names its product solute carrier family 12 member 7 (gene SLC12A7). Gene Ontology annotation, cellular component: membrane. The transcript is spliced from 26 exons. Gene Ontology annotation, molecular function: potassium:chloride symporter activity. NCBI's taxonomy places the organism in Eukaryota, Metazoa, Chordata, Testudines, Geoemydidae. The record is from RefSeq and is a predicted model, not a curated record. Bases 282 to 3653 code for a protein of 1123 amino acids. Gene Ontology annotation, biological process: potassium ion homeostasis; chloride transmembrane transport; chloride ion homeostasis.
GGCCCGGGGCUCCUCCGACUCCCUCUGUGCAGACGCUGAAGUUACUAGACAUGGCAGCCGGCGGAACUGUUUGCAAAGCCCAGUGAAAAAUCAAAGCCAGCGCGUAGAGAGCGCCAGCCACCCCCACCGGCUGAGGAAAUGACUCUCACGUGAGGGAGGCGGCAGCUCGGGGACUCUCACCGCGCUCCCUGCCGGGGGAGGGAACACCAGGCGCCGCCGCCAACGCCCCGUCGCUCCCGAGCUCUGAGCGCGGAGUCCCGGCGCUGCCCGGCCGGAAGACAAUGCCCACCAGUUUCACGGUAGUGCCGGUGGAGGGGCAGGAGCCGCAGCCUAGCCGGCCACUGGAGGACCCGAACCAGCAGCUGGCGGAGUGCAGUUCCGGGGAGCCGGGAGAUGGGAUUCCGAAGGAAAGUAGCCCAUUUAUUAACAGUGCCGAGAUGGACAGAGGAAAUAUCUAUGAAGGGAAAAAUAUGGCUCUCUUUGAGGAAGAAAUGGAUAGCAACCCCAUGGUAUCAUCUCUUCUUAAUAAGCUAGCAAAUUAUACCAAUCUGACUCAGGGAGUGGUAGAACAUGAAGCAGAUGAAGACAGCAAACGAAAAGAAAUCAAGGCUCCACGUAUGGGUACUUUUAUUGGUGUGUACCUUCCCUGCUUGCAAAACAUUUUAGGAGUCAUUCUUUUCCUACGUUUGACAUGGAUCGUUGGAACAUCGGGAGUUCUUGAAUCUUUCAUCAUUGUGUUCAUGUGCUGUGCUUGUACUAUGUUGACUGCAAUUUCAAUGAGCGCAAUAGCAACAAAUGGCGUAGUUCCAGCUGGUGGCUCUUACUAUAUGAUUUCAAGAUCUUUAGGGCCAGAGUUUGGCGGAGCAGUGGGACUCUGUUUUUACUUGGGUACAACUUUUGCAGGAGCUAUGUAUAUUCUUGGUACCAUUGAAAUUUUGUUGACAUAUAUUUCUCCCAGUGCUGCUAUAUUUAAAGCAGAAGAUGCUGAUGGAGAAACAGAAGCCAUGUUAAACAACAUGAGAGUUUACGGGACGUGUAUUGUCGCUCUGAUGGCCAUAGUAGUUUUUGUAGGAGUUAAAUAUGUCAACAAACUUGCACUGGUCUUCCUAUCUUGUGUGAUUCUUUCCAUCUUUGCCAUUUAUGCUGGUGUUAUUAAAACUGCUUUUGACCCACCAGACUUUCCUAUUUGUCUUCUUGGAAACCGUACAUUGUCAAGACGCAACUUUGAUAUUUGUGCCAAAUUUAUUGAGGUAAACAAUGAAACAGUGACAACGAAGCUGUGGAGUCUCUUCUGUGAUAGUCGGUCACUCAAUGCCACAUGUGAUGAAUACUUUAACCUAAAUAACGUGACAGAAAUUCAAGGGAUUCCUGGAAUUGCUAGUGGAGUUCUAAUUGAUAACCUGUGGAGUGCCUAUACAGACAAAGGAUCAAUUAUUGAAAAAAAAGGUCACCCAUCAGUUACUGGAACAGAAGAGAUAAAAGUUGGAGGACUCCCAUAUGUUUUUACAGACAUUAUGACCUACUUCACAAUGCUAGUAGGGAUUUAUUUCCCGUCUGUGACAGGUAUUAUGGCAGGAUCAAACAGAUCUGGAGAUCUUAGGGAUGCUCAGAAAUCUAUUCCUACUGGAACAAUUUUGGCUAUUUCAACUACAUCCUUUAUCUAUCUAUCCUGCAUUGUUUUGUUUGGUGCAUGUAUAGAAGGUGUGAUAUUAAGAGAUAAGUUUGGAGAAGCAGUUAAUGGAAACCUAGUGAUUGGUACAUUGGCAUGGCCUUCUCCAUGGGUAAUUGUAAUUGGUUCAUUCUUCUCUACAUGUGGUGCUGGUCUACAGAGUCUUACUGGUGCACCCCGGCUGUUGCAAGCUAUUGCAAGAGAUGGCAUAAUACCAUUUCUUCAAGUAUUUGGUCAUGGAAAAGCAAAUGGUGAACCAACAUGGGCAUUACUUCUCACUGCUUGUAUUUGUGAGAUAGGAAUUCUCAUAGCUUCGCUGGAUAGCGUAGCACCAAUUCUUUCAAUGUUUUUCCUAAUGUGCUAUAUGUUUGUGAACUUGGCCUGUGCAGUGCAGACUCUUUUAUGCACUCCAAACUGGAGACCUCGCUUCAAGUACUACCACUGGGCUCUUUCAUUCCUGGGGAUGAGUUUAUGUUUUGCCUUGAUGUUCAUUUGCUCUUGGUACUAUGCUUUGAUUGCCAUGCUAAUUGCAGGAUGUAUUUACAAGUACAUAGAAUACAGAGGAGCCGAAAAAGAGUGGGGUGACGGAAUCAGGGGGUUAUCUUUGAAUGCAGCUCGCUAUGCUUUACUUCGGGUUGAACAUGGUCCUCCUCACACGAAAAACUGGAGACCUCAAGUCUUGGUUUUGUUGAAUUUGGACUCGGAACAGGUGGUUAAACACCCUAGAUUGCUUUCUUUCACCUCUCAGUUGAAGGCUGGUAAAGGAUUGACUAUUGUGGGCUCUGUACUACAGGGAAUCUACUUGGACAAAUACAUAGAAGCUCAAAAAGCUGAAGAGAAUAUUAAAUCCUUAAUGGGAGUAGAAAAGACCAAAGGAUUUUGCCAGAUCGUGGUAUCUCCCAGUUUUAGAGAUGGAAUGUCCCAUUUGAUUCAGUCUGCUGGUCUGGGAGGGAUGACACAUAAUACAGUCCUGAUGGCCUGGCCACAGUCAUGGAAACAGACCGAUAAUCCUUUCUCAUGGAAAAAUUUUGUUGAUACAGUACGAGAAACAACAGCGGCACAACAAGCUCUACUGGUCGCUAAAAACAUUGAUUUGUUUCCAACAAAUCAAGAGCGCUUUUCUGAAGGGAACGUAGAUGUGUGGUGGAUUGUUCAUGAUGGUGGCAUGCUGAUGUUGCUUCCUUUCCUGCUUCGACAGCACAAGGUGUGGAGAAAAUGCAAAAUGCGUAUCUUCACUGUUGCCCAAAUGGAUGACAACAGUAUUCAAAUGAAAAAGGACCUUCAGAUGUUUUUGUAUCAUCUUCGACUUAAUGCUGAAGUAGAGGUUGUUGAAAUGUUUGAAAAUGAUAUUUCAGCAUUCACAUAUGAGAAGACUCUUAUGAUGGAGCAGAGAUCUCAGAUGUUAAAACAGAUGCAGCUGUCUAAGAAUGAAAGGGAAAGAGAGAUUCAGAGCAUCACUGAUGAGUCUCGAGGCUCAGUCAGAAGAAAAAGCUACUCUAGUCCACAGUCCAUUGGUCAAGAUAUACAGGCUCUGCUGCCUAAUGACAAUCCAGAAGAAGAGGCUCAGUUAAUCCAUGAUAGAAACACUGCAUCCCAUUCAGCAGCUGUUGUUAAGUGUGAUGCUGCUGCUGCUACACCUGAAAAAGUGCAAAUGACCUGGACUAAAGAAAAGUUUAUAGCUGAAAAGCACAAAAAUAGAGAAACAAAUAUAACAGGUUUUAAAGAUAUCUUCAACAUGAAGCCAGAAUGGGGAAAUCUGAAUCAGUCAAAUGUGAGAAGAAUGCACACUGCUGUGAAGCUCAAUGGAGUAAUAUUAAAUAAGUCACAACAUGCUCAACUAGUUUUAUUGAAUAUGCCUGGACCUCCUAAAAACAAAAAAGGGGAUGAAAACUACAUGGAGUUUUUGGAAGUUUUAUCAGAAGGUCUGAACAGAGUUCUCUUAGUGCGAGGUGGUGGACGUGAAGUGAUCACCAUUUACUCCUAAUGCUGUUACAGAUUAACUGCAGUAAUUUGAACAGUUGAAAUGAAAUUACCUGUGUACUUGAAAUGAUGUACCAGCUGAAUCUUCUGAUCAGGUGUACUGCUUUCUUUCAAAGGAAUCUAUCUGAAAUUAUUUCCUACAUAGAUUUAUCUUUAUAGAAGAAAUGUAUAUAUUGUAGUAUUAAAUAAAUGCUGAGGAUCAGGAGGGUAUUUUUUUAAGCAAUCUUGGUGUGAGACCCAAGAAGGGAAAGGUAAUUUUUAUGGCAGAUGAAGUAACUAAUGUUUUAAAUGUGCACAAACAGAGAAAAACAGACAUCUGCAUUUUUAGUAACAUUAAUUGUAUUAUUUUGCUUCUACAAAAGAAUAAUUUAAUGAUGUUAAAACCUCCCAAGUUUAUCAACAAAACAUGAAAUAUUUCAGACAAGAAACCCUGGUCUUAUUAUUUUGUCCUCUUGACAGACUACUAACUACUAUAAUUCUUUUAAAUUACCUUUUUUUGUAUUUUUAUCUAAACUUUACUUUGCUGACUUUACUAAGUUAUAAAAAAUAUCUGUGACCCCCUUUGCACUGCUGCUGUGUAAGGAUAAUCUCCAAUUGGAGGUGAAGGUAUUCUACUUACCCCUUCACACACAGUUCCUUUCAUGCUUGUAGCCCACUGCAUUCCAGUGAUCCCAGAGUAGCCACCUUGGGGGCUAUUGCAUUUUGGAGCAGUCUGAGAACUGCAACCAGAACUCGAGAAUUUUAACCAUCUCCUGCUUAGAUAAUGGACAUAGCAAGUGAUGGGGAAGAGAAUAGGGAAAGUAGGGCAUUUUAUAUAUCCUAUGUCUGUGAUUCUGCCUUGUGAUGAAUUUUCAACACACGGCAUGCAAUAUUCAAAUUCAAAUGAUAAAACUGAAGUGUGGGAAAUAAGGAGGUUCACUUUGACCAGUUAAGUGUAGUGUUCUGCUUUAAAUUAAAUGCAGGAACAGUCGCCCUAUUUCUUUUUAUUAUUUUUAUUUCUUUGUCAACUGAAUUGGGGGUAAACUAUUAACUUUGUAGAUAUUUGUUUUAUAUAGUAUUUUUCAACUUUGUGUUAAUAAUACACCUCUGUGCAUUAUGACUGGCCAUAAAAUUAAGUUUAUAAAUUACAUCUUAAAACUAUUUGUAACUGCCUAGUGUUUGUUGAUACUGAAAAUAUCUGGCCACAAAUAUUGCAAUAGUACCUAGGGACUAUACUAGUUUAAGGGAUCUGGCAUAAUUACACUAAAGACAAAGUGCAAUGUGUAAAAUAAAAUAUGUUAUUCUGUGUGGGGAACAUAAUUUCAUGUUUUAAAUGAUAGAUCUGCCAAUAUAUUUUCAGUAAGCAUUUCAGGUAAGUCAUUUUUUCUACAAAUUUCAUUGAUGAAGUAUAUAUUCAGUCAUAGAUAAAAAUGGCUUAUAAAUGUAUUAAAGAAAUAUUCUACUUGUCAACUCAUUUUUACAUUUUGUUUUCUUUGUACAACACUAUCUACUGUUUAUAGUCUCUAUAAAGAAAUAUUUUUACACACACUUAUAGCAACCUUAGAAGUAAAUGCUGUAUGUUCCAGGCCCUGUUUUGAAAGAUUUCUUCAAUAGUUUUGCUGCAGUAUGUCUAAACAUGCACAUUUUUUGGUUUGUGCUUUCUUUUCAGUUCUCUGGUUUAGAACUUUAGAGUAUGUGGUAGAGUAGUUAGGUGUACCAAAGCUCAUUCAAUAUUGUAACUGGAACACACAUCCUAGAUUCCUUGUAAUAAUAAUCUGGCUAUCAUAGCUCAUAAAGAAUAUUUUUUGUAAAAAUAUGAAGUGAUGUAACACUUUUUCAGAAUGAAUCUGAAUGUAUUCGUAAACAAGAAACAAUACCACUCAAUACAUUGGACAGACUUAAUUCCAAAAAUAAUUAAACAGCUAAAGAAAUUAUGUUUACUAAACUGUGUGAUGAAAGAUUGUGUUGAUGUAAUAUUCAUUAUGAAUAUGUACCUAAAAGAAUCUAGAAAAUAUCUAGUCUGAAAUAGCAGAAAGAAAUCCAUCAUCUCUUUGAUGCAAUACCAUAAGCUACUCUAGCCAUUAAUAAGAAUUAGGGGUACACAUCAAAGUGCAGCAUUUUUCAGUGUAUGCAAAUAUGGCUUUUAACUUAGUAAGUAUUUUUUUUAAAUAGGAAAGUCACAAUCCUUGAAACUAAUAGUUAUGAAAAUUAAGAAGAUGAAUCAUGGCUACAAGUACAUUUUGGUAUUACAGCAUAAGUACCUGCCAGAUAACCCUGAGGUUAUUUUUUGUUUAUACUAAAAUAUUUGCAAGAUCAUUAUCUUCUCUAUACGAAAUACUUUUGUAAAUGUUUAGAAAUGACAAUGUUUCCCUUUGUUUGUGUAGAUGU